CGCCGUGAGCGCGGCGGCGGCGUCGGGCGGAGCGCGCCUGCGUGCUGCUUCCCGCGGCGGUGGCGGGAAGUGUGUCUGAGGUGGCUGUGGAGAAAAAGCCAUGGUGGUUAUUUUCUGAAACCAUAAUUAGAGUGUGGCUCAUCAUGCAACACUUGAAGUAAUUCUGCCAGGCUUCAACCACAAACCCUUUCAGAGAGAAGGGAGACACUUCCCCAGAGGGAAAUAUCAAUUAAAUUCUGUUCUUCAGGGGCGAGAGUAGAUCCAAACCACUCCAACUCCAUUUCUUUCUUGUAAAUGCAGGAGAGUAGUUUUUACAGGAAUCUGAAGGUCAGAGGAUGCUCAGGAGGAAAAUAUUGUAACCUCCAGAUGUUCCUAACAGAAGAAAGAAAACUCUAACCAUUCACAAACACUUCUUGUCAGAAUGCAAUUCCUACAGAUACUGUCCAGGAAACCGGGGAAACUGGAAAUGCUUUUUCAAAUACCAUUUUGUCAAAAGCAAUUCCCAUAUUCAUGUCUGUCUACUUCUGCAUGUAUUUAUAGUAAAAAGAAAAAAGCAAACAGUUAUGAACAAGUUGAUCAAGAAAAGUACAAAAACUUGGUCUACUCUGUUACAUCUUACAAAACCAGCACCCAAACACCAGAGACAAUAUUUGAAGAAGACAAUUUGUUAUAUGGGCCACUGGAUAAACACAGACCUCCAGCUAAAGCUGGGACAAAGACUCCCAAGAACUGGGUUCCUUUAAUAAACCCCAACAAGAGAAUUUCCCCUCUCAACAGUGAUUCAAACCUCCCCAGGAAAAUCAUGUUACAAAAAACGAAAAUGCCCAGUGUUACCCAUAUUCUUCAACAAACUCUCUCUCCACAGCAAGUCUUUUAUCUAGAAAGAUGGAAGCAGAAAAUGAUAGUGGAACUUGGAAAAGAUGGUUUUGAAAAGUAUACCAAAAAUCUUUUCCUCCAAGGAGAGCUCUUUCAUUCAGCUUUGGAAUCUAUAUUCCUGUCUGAAGAGAUGGCAGUUAAGGAGAAGGGCGAAGAUGGUGUUAUUUCUGGUUACUUAUCAAGUGUGGAACAUGUCUUAGAAGAUAUCAGUGAAGUGAAAGCUCUGGAAAGUGGAGUUCAUCACGAGGCCCUUCAUUAUCUGGGCCUGGUAGACUGCGUGGCGAAGUAUCGAGGCCAAUUGUGUGUGAUUGACUGGAAAACUUCAGAGAAACCAAAGCCAUUUCUGAAGAAUACUUAUGACAACCCAUUACAGGUUGCAGCAUAUAUUGGAGCCAUAAAUCAUGAUGCCAACUAUGACUUCCAGGUUCACUGUGGACUCAUCGUGGUUGCCUAUAAGAAUGGCUCCCCUGCGCAUCCACAUUUCAUGGAUCCUGAUCUGUGCUCGCAGUACUGGAAUAAGUGGCUUUUGCGCCUUGAAGAGUACAUGGACAGAAACUGAGAAGAAAUGAAGAAGCAGCAAGUGCUCUGAGCACAGAGACAAAACAAGACUCUUUUGUUUAUGUAUACCACUUUUAUUCUUUUUUUAAUAACUUUGGCUAAUUUCUUACUAUCAGGGGUAUUUUUUCCACAGUAAAGAAAACCAAAAACCAAAAAAAAUCCACAUGUGAAUUUUUAAUGGAGAAUAUGUAUUUGCUUAUAUUGUAGGUGACUUCAAUGGUCCGUGCAGGACAAAGUCAACUUCUUUAGCCUGUGUUUCCCCCCCCCCCCCCCAGUUUAUACAACCUAAGGUUUAUAGAAAAGUUUUUAUUAUCAAGUAAAACUGUUCAAUGAAGUCAUCCUUCUUUGGUAAUUUUUGAGAAAAAAAUUGUUGCAGAACUAAGACUUUGAAAAGUGUUGGUGAACUAAAGCAAAAGAACAUCUGCAUUGUCUGAGCUGAGGGAAAUGCAAAUGAUAAAGAAAUUGAUAUAGUAGACUGGGUUUCAGUCAGUUUAGUUCUUGCUUAUGUCAAAGGUCUCUAUUAACAGGCUUGUUACUAUUUGUGGAUUUUCUUACAACAACAACUGGAAGACCUGUGCUAAGAAUUAUAAUGAAAGUUCUCAUUAAGUCUUGUUUAAGAUACUACAGCAAAGUGAUAAUUUAACACAAGUGGCUCAGUAAGAGAGGAGCAGAAUUGUAAACAAUACUCUUAGAAAUUUUUCAGCAAGUUUUCUGAAAAGUGGGGAGUUUGGCUACUCAUAGUGCCUCCUCCUGCAGGUUUCUUAACGCACAGCCUGUGCAGCCCACAGAAGAGCACUGAGAAAUGGGCUCUGUACUUAGGCUUGUGAGCUCUGUGCAGGCCGAGGCUGCAACUGCCUUGAGCUCUCCUGACUUGGUGUGGGUCUGAGCCGACAAUGAGCCUACCCACGUGGAAGGAUCUCCCGUGUCAAGUGAGUGUGUACGCCAGUGCAGGUGAGUUUUUGUAUAAAAGCAGGCUUGUGGCUGUGAAGCCAAGCAUUCUGAGGGAUAAAGAGCUGCUGGUUGGUUUUGGGGGGGUAGUUUUUUUGUGGGUUUGUGUUUGUUGUUUUGUUGUUUUUUUUUUCAAAUAAGUUUCUGAAUAAAUGUUUUGAAACAGAAGUAAAUUUUUAAGCUUAUAAAAUCAAGUCUGUAAGACAUAGAGUAAGCCUUGAUGAUGUCAGGCAGUAUUGCUUUGUGUGUUGCACACCUGGAAAGCUUUUUCCCUCAUUCUCAUUGUUUUAUCCAAAUUGUAUGUAUGAGUUUUCACAAUACCACUGCAGAUUACAAAUAAAAAUAUGACCAACCCAUAAGCUU
Corapipo altera (White-ruffed manakin) is the source of this 2745-nucleotide messenger RNA. It is a transcript of the gene MGME1, whose product is annotated as mitochondrial genome maintenance exonuclease 1. Gene Ontology annotation, biological process: mitochondrial DNA replication. Gene Ontology annotation, cellular component: mitochondrion. The record is from RefSeq and is a predicted model, not a curated record. Gene Ontology annotation, molecular function: single-stranded DNA exodeoxyribonuclease activity. The transcript has 8 exons. NCBI's taxonomy places the organism in Eukaryota, Metazoa, Chordata, Aves, Passeriformes, Pipridae. The coding region runs from base 422 to 1435 and encodes 337 amino acids.